Plectropomus leopardus (leopard coralgrouper) is the source of this 667-nucleotide messenger RNA. Lineage: Eukaryota; Metazoa; Chordata; Actinopteri; Perciformes; Serranidae. The record is from RefSeq and is a predicted model, not a curated record.
GAAACGUGCUGCACGAAUGAAGCUGCCUCGCCGUGUUUUCACUGCUGCAGUGUCUCAUUAAAAUCUCGUCCUCCUAUAAGUCCACUUGUUGUUCCAGAGAAGCAGGAGGACUACUUCCUGCUGUGUGACGUCCUUCCUGAGGACAGGAUCCUGCGAGAGAAGCUGCAGCAGAAACGACUGGAGGAGGUGCUGGAGCAGCAGCAGCAGGAGAGAGACGACUGCAGCUUCCACCGGCUCUGCAUGUUCUGCAGUGACGAGUUCACCGGAAACAGGUCGUCUCUGCUGAACCACAUGGCCAGAGAACAUUCCUUCAGCAUCGGCCUGCCGGACAACAUCGUCUACUGCAACCAGUUUCUGGACACCCUGCAGAGCAAGUUGGACAAUCUGCAGUGUUUGUACUGUGAGAAAACCUUCAGGGACAAAACCACGCUGAAGGAUCACAUGAGGAAGAAAACUCACCGCCGCAUCAACGCCAACAACCGCGAAUACGACCGCUUCUACGUCAUCAACUACCUGGUAAAACCUCAAAACUACAAAACCUACAACCCUAGAAAUGUCCUCAAAUCCGAGAAAAAUCCGAAUAUAAGAGAAAUUUCCCUAAAAAAAACCCUAAAGGAUGUCCUAAAAUCCUAACAUCAAAAAUCCUGGAAAGUUGUUAAAAUUCGAA